Molecule: messenger RNA, 714 nt
Organism: Zingiber officinale
Lineage: Eukaryota; Viridiplantae; Streptophyta; Magnoliopsida; Zingiberales; Zingiberaceae
Product: phosphoglucomutase, chloroplastic-like
Exons: 3
Coding region: 1-447 (148 amino acids)
Source: RefSeq, a predicted model, not a curated record
AUGGCCGUUCCGUCUCUGAAAUUGGAAGGGGCACUCGCUCGAUCAACGCUCCCCUCGAUCUCCAUUCUCCAUCCGAUCGCUGCGCCUCGUGUGGCAUUGUUUUCGAGCUCGCCUCUUCUCCCACGGAAACUUCUACCUUGCUACAUUUCCGGCAGGAGCUUUAGAUUCGUAGUAAAAGCCUCCGUCCAGACCGCCUCUGAAGGGCUUCAGAUCAAAGCGAUCCCCACGAAGCCAGUCGAAGGGCAGAAAACUGGGACUAGCGGACUCAGAAAGAAGGUUAAGGUCUUUCAACAAGAGAAUUACCUGGCCAACUGGAUUCAGGUAUGUGAAUUCCUUCUGUUUGAAUUGUUUGCGAUGAGUGAUUGGAAGAUUCAAAUCUUAAUGGUUGCGAUGGCUCAGAAGGAGAUAAAAGCAUCAACAAUGAUCUACUGGAGGGGAAGAAUAUGAUUAGGGCACGAGAUGUACCUUAGGUGCUAGGCGACGAUCUAGGGCACGGAAGAAAGCUUGCUUCAGUGUGUCCGUGACCAGGAGAGGGAAGAUCGAGUGUGGUUGGACGACCCUCGGGUCCCUGAACACCUUCUCACGCCGGCGAUCGGGUGGCACCGACUCGAUCCAGUGGCGCCGGACAAAACUAGGGCAGAGGCACGAGAGGGAUCGGACUGUCGGUGUGAUCGAGGCUGAGGUGGGCAUUGGCGAAGUGGAGAUCAGAGAAGA